CAGCACAUGCACUAAUAGCACUAAUAGUGUAUACUCCAUAAGGGAGGGAGGUGCUUUGUGACAAGUGAUUCACACAUUGCUACGUUCUUACUGGCUGAGACUGAAUAUACACUGCAGCCAUUUUAAUCACACUUUCAGUGUAGCUGAAACAGUGCAGUCUCAAAAUGGCUGAUGAAAUUGUCUCUGGAGCAGUUUAGCAUGACUAUGCUAAUGAGCAAAUCUGAUGCAGUCACAUGUUACAGAUUUAGAGAAUCAAGAUGGAAAACAGUGAAGAACCUCAAAAAAAAGUUUUUAAGGCCCGUAAAACCAUGCGAGCAAGUGACAGACAACAGCUUGAAAGUGUAUAUAAAGUAAAAGAAGAUAUUUUGAAGACUGCUGAUCUGAAACUAUUAAAUGGAAAACAUGAAAAUGGGGAUUCAGAUAUCAGUUCUCCUUUAUUAAAUUCUGACUGCGUUGAGGAAAGAGAAAUGAAUGGCCUAGAAGAUGUAUGUCUUGAUCCUGAAGACAAUAAAGUAGAAUCUGAUGAAAUCACUGAUGUCAAAAGUCCAGAUAACAAGGACAACCAGCAUGGUGACUUAACAGCAAAAUUUGAAACACUAUCUCCUGAAGACAUUGUUUCUGAGCAACAUCAUGAAAAUAGUAGCCCACCUUUGAGCCCUGGAUCUGAAAGUCAAGUACUUGAAUGUAAUAAAGAUAGUGACAUCCAGGAACAGAUCACUAUAAAAGAGGACCUGAAUUAUAAAGAUCUUUGUGUACCUGAUACUUUGGAUCAGAAAUCCUCAUCAAGUAAUACUGAAGAAGAAAGUAACAUUAAUGACCAAAUGGUAGAACCAGCAGAAACAAAUGAAUUGGCUAUUACUCCUGAACUAUCUAUGGAGGAAAAAAAUAAUGCAGAGGAAGCUGCUGUAAAAGAGAAUGUUGUUGAGGAAGCAAUAUCUAGUAGUUUGAAUACAGCUGAAGGUUCAAAGAAUGAAAUCAAAUCUGCAGAUGUUAUAGAGACGAUGGCUCAAAAAACUGUAGAAGAACCACCAACUGAGAAUAUGCUGGGAAAUGCAGCUAGAAUGGAAACAGAUGAAAUUAUUCCAAUUUUAGAAAAACUGGCCCCAGCAAAUGCAUUAAAUUGUUUCUCUCAACCCAUCUUGCUUCCUGUAGAGACUCCUAGCUUAUGUUCAGAAGAAAAGGUAGCAAAUUCUUUAAAUUCUCCAUCUAAACACGAAAGCAAUGAAAGUUUGCCCAAAGAAGCUUUCUUGGUUCUUUCUGAUGAAGAAGAAGUUUGUUGUGAAAAAGAAGCUGUAGUAUUAAUGUCAAACCAUGAAAACCCUCCAGAAGACAGAGAGGAAAAAAAAGAACUGAAUCACAUAGAAGAAAAGGAGCCCAACAAGGAGGAGGAGAAACCUCCAGAAAAAUGUGAGGCAUCAAGAAGAAAGCGUUCUAAAUCAGAGGAUAUGGAUAGUAUCCAUUCUAAACGUCGGCGGUACCUGGGAGAUUUUGAAGCAGAAUUUGAAGUAAAAAUUACAACCAAAGGAGAUGUCCAUCAGAAACUUGAAAAGGUCAUCCAUCGUUUUCUAGAAGAGAAAUUUAGUGCCAUGGAAUGUGCUUUGUUUGAUAAAACUCUAGAAGAUUUGAAAAGCAGAGUAGAUAAAAUUGAAUGCAAUAAGAGACACAAAACCGUCAUUACAGAAUUACAGGCUAAAAUUGCAAGAUUGACAAAACGUUUUGGAGCAGCUAGAGAGGACUCAAAGAAAAAACCAGAAACUCUACAAAAUGCAGCCCAUUCCCCAGGAAAAGCAGUGGGUGAUACAGGCAGUGUCAAUAGUGCGACAUAUCGAAAUGCUAGCACAGUAAGACAAAUGCUGGAGUCCAAGAGAAAUGUAGGAGACACUCCAUCAACUACUUUUCAGUCCCCUGUGAAUACAGUGUCUGCUGCUUCUCUUACUACUCCACAGACACCAGUCAGUGGACACCCGAAGCCCCAAACACCAGUUACUUCUGCAUCCCUUACAUCUGGUUCUUUGACGACACCUGUUCUUCCCACAGCUAACACUGCAACAGUAGUUGGUACCAGCCAAGUGGCUGGUGGGAAUACACAGCCAAUGUCUGUUUCACUUCAGUCUUUGCCAGUAAUCCUGCAUGUACCUGUUGCAAUGUCCUCUCAGCCUCAGCUCCUGCAAGGUCACACAGGAACCUUGGUUACUAAUCAGCAAUCUGGCAGUGUUGAAUUUAUACCUGUCCAAAGCCAAUCAAAUGUUGGCAAUCUAACCAAAACUCCUUUGUCUUUGUCAUCAACUAAUUCAGCAAAACCAAACAACCCUUCAUUGUCCAGUUCAAGCAUUCAGAGGAACUCUCCAGCUACUGUUGGCUGUUCAAUAGGGACAACCCUUGCAGUGCAAGCUGUAACAACAGCACAUGCUGUUGCACAAGCCACAAGGACUACUUUGGCUACUGUGAGUACUUCAGGAAUAUAUACUCCUCCCAUCAAUAGGAACUCCAUACAGAUGAAGAUUCCUAUAUCAGCCUUCAAUAAUUCAGCUCCUUCUGAAGUGAAUACUACAACACCAAGAAUUGAGAAUCAGACAUCCAGAUUGUUACCACUUCCACCACCACCAGCAGCAGAUAAUAUAGCAAAUAAGAAGGCAGCUGAUGUGCCGUUGCAGACUGGAAAGGUUACAGGAAGUAUUACAGCUGGAGUAAUUGAUCUCACAUUAGAUGAUGAAGAUUAUGGUUCUUCUCAAGAUGGCAAGAAGCAGAACCAGAACCAAUCUAACAACUCUGGAAUGGGCCUAUCAGCCCCAUCUAUUGCUCGCCCCUUACAUGCAGUACAGACAACCCCUCUCCAACAAGCUGGUGUGCCAACAAGUGGCCUGUCACAAGCCACCAUACAUGUUCUCCCCACAGCCCAGACAACUGUGAAUGUAACACAUCGCCCAGUGACUCAGGCUACAGCUAGACUCCCAGUACCAAGAGCUCCUGCUAACCAUCAAGUAGUCUAUACUACUCUUCCUGCACCAUCAGGACAGAAUCCUGUGCGAACCGCUGUUAUGCAGAAUUCUGGUUUAAGGCAAAUCAACCCACAAAAUUCAGGUGUAACCGUGCGAGUGCCUCAAACAACAGCUUACGUUGUAAACAGUGGGUUAACUUUAGGAUCUGGUGGACCUCAACUCACAGUACAUCAUCGGCCUCCUCCAGUACAUUCAGAGCCAUUGCGGCCUGUGCAUCCAGCCCCUCUGCCAGAGGCCCAGCAGCCCUCCCGACUGCCUCCUGAAGCUGCCAACCAUUCUUUGCCUCAGAAGCCACACCUGAAGCUAGCCCGAGUGCAAAGUCAAAAUGGCAUUGUGCUUUCUUGGAGUGUUUUGGAAGUGGACCGGAGCUGUGCUAGUGUGGAUAGCUAUCAUCUAUAUGCAUACCAUGAGGACCCAAGUGCCACUGUACCCUCUCAGUGGAAAAAGAUUGGGGAAGUAAAAGCCCUUCCUCUGCCUAUGGCAUGCACACUUACUCAGUUUGUGUCUGGCAGCAAAUAUUACUUUGCUGUGCGUGCUAAAGACAUCUAUGGACGUUUUGGACCCUUCUGUGACCCCCAGUCAACAGAUGUGAUUGCUUCCCAAAGCAGUUAAACUUAAGACAUUCAAAGCUUCCAUUCUUGCCCCAUGGCUGUGGCUUGAUCUAGUUUUGAGUUUGUUCUCAUGCAUGAAACUCAUUGUAAACUCUUCUCUGCAGAAUUAUUUUGGAGAGCUCUUUCAUACACUACAAAACUUACAACCAAAACUGAAAUAAAUUCAUAACCUCCAGCAAGACAGCUUGUAUUUCUGAUGGAAUAGUUUCCUCCCCUUUGCUUACAAGUCACUGUACCUAGUAAAUAGUGAGUUAGAAAGUUUGGGAAUUUGGCUGACAUGUUCCAUGUGGCCCACCAGUAAUGUCAAACAUUGGCACAAGCGCAGAGUAUACAGCCAGGUUAGGUGGGAAGCCUGGAUUCAGGGUUGUGCUUAGUCCUUGAAGAGUGACCCAUGGUACUUUACAAGACAUCUAACCUACUUCCUAAAGGGCAACGAAACUUAUCCACAAUCAGUUUUUGAGUUCUUGUACAUGGGUCUGCUUAUUGAAAUGAAAAUGUUCCAGGCAGGCUUGCAUUCUAUUUGUCACCAGAACUUGGGAGUAUUUUAAAGCCCACCACUAAAGCCAGGUUUCUAGAAAACUUCAUUUGCAUUUUCAAUAGCUUCCUGAUUCUCUUUUUAUGAUCCUUCUCUUUUUUAAAAAAAUAAUUUAAUUUGUGCCUUAAACAAUAAUUUCAAAAUAAAUGCAGUCACACUUUCUGUGUUCCUCUUUCUUUGCCAUCCUUUCAAUAAUCUGCUCUUGCUAACCCUAGAAUGUCAUAAUCUCUCAUUGCAGAUUCACUUGACAAGUAAUACCCAGGUUUUCAAUAAUUCAUGCUAAGGUUUACAUUACUUAUUUAAUUUAAUCUGUAAAGAUUUAUCACUCUUACACUGUUUAGCUGCAUCAUGCUGUUCUUAAGAUGGUAGGUGGCCAAAAAAUAAACCUCAUAUUUUUAACAAACACACACAAAUACCUAGAUUUCUGUGUAACAACUUUAUGAAAAUUUGAUAUCUAUUGAGUCCAAACAACAGAAUAGAUCCCCUACUUUUUUCAAUUCAGCAAAGCUCAUGGCCACUGAAAAUAAGUAAGCUACACCUGGCACGGAAAUAACUACUAUAUUCUAUUCUAGAGAAAAAUAGGGCAUACAUUAUCUUCUUGGUUGAUAAUGCCUAUUAAAUAGUGGUAACUCUUCACUGGAUUGCUUGGCACUUCCUAUUAACUUCCUGUUCUGAAACUGAUAAGAGCUGGAAUAGAAAUGCAAAGUUCAAAAAAGGCAGUCAGAAGCUAGCUUAGGAAGACAGGGUCUUACUGCUGUUUAUGUGGGCAAGUGUAUUUCAGUAAAGAAAAACCAUAGUCUUGUGGCAUUUUGUGGUCUUAUUUUUUCCAGAAUAAUGUGAAAACUUUUUCUCGUCUCUAUGUGUUGUGGUCAGAAACUACUUUUGAGAGUAAAUUUCAUUCUGUGUAUUAUGAAUUCUUCAAAUCAAUCAACUGGUAAUUGGCAUAUAAUCAAUUUAUUAUAUUUUCUUAUUACCUUCAAAAAUCUGGAAAUAAAACAACUGAUUAGCUAGAAACUCAUCUCUGAAGUGCUCACAAGAUUUUUAUUAUACUAAAGGAGGGACACAUUUAGCCCACCUCUUAAUUUGAAUACUGAAAAAUGCAAAAGGCAGUCAACAAAAAGGGAUCAGAAAUCAAUGGAAGCAGCAUUUAAUUACAGAACCAUUUUUAUUUUUUUUAAGAAACAUUGGGUUCCACUGUUUAAUUUGGCAGUUCCUAUUGUUUGUAGCCAAUAUAUUGUUACUUGCCCUUUUAGAUUUAUUUUUUUUUACUUGGAUAAUAAAGUCAGGCCUGAGAACAUCUGGGAGGAAAGUAUACUUUCAUAAGGUGUGCAACUUUUUUUUUGAGGUACCUACAACUAACAGAAGGCAUAAGAAGUCAUUCAAAAACUUUCAGUUCAAGUUUCCAGUAUUGGAUCUCGUUCCAUGUUCAAGUAAGUUUGUGGCAGAUGUUAAUUUCAGCACUUCUUAAAUUUGCAUUUUGGAGGAUAGUUGUUAGCCUUCAGUUUUAUAAACUUCAGCUGAUAGGAUUGGAUGCUACAUUUUCCAAAACAGAAUGAGCAUGCCUCAUAAGUUAUAUAAAGCAAUACAGCGUUAGGCAGAAACAAAUUCUUAUGUGUAAGUAAUGGCAAAACACAUCAUAUUUUAUAUUCUGUGCUUAAUUCUCUGCCUUUGCCCAAAAAAAGACAUCUGAAUCUGUAGAUAUUAAUGUGUCUUUGCAACAGAUAACGGGACCUUUAUUCUUUUUCUAUCAAACGACUAUAAACAGGAUUGCAUGGCAACAAACUGGACUAAUGCUGGAUUUUUAUUAUUCUGUGUUGAUUGAGAAACUGCAUUCCACUCAGCACUGUGAACUUGUUAUAGUAUGGAUAGAAGAAAUAUUUUUUGAAAGACCUUGAAAAAAAGAAAAUUUCACUGUCUACAUUGUACCAUGUUGGUAUAUUUUUUUCUCACCACACUAUAUUUUAUCGCAGUGUAUGCCUGGCCCAGCUUAGACAUCUUUUUCUACAAUAAUUUCACUGUGAAACUAUAUUUCAGCAAUGUUCUGCUCUUUUAUACUGAUAAUGCAGCUACUAGUAGUAGUCAAGUUCCAUUUCAAAAGAAAUGAUAUAAAUUCUGAAAGUGAGCUAGAAGAUUAUUAUCUGGGUCUGGAACUCUUGUUAGCUUAUUUCUGAUCAAUUUUUUCUCCAAAUUACAAUUUAUACAAAAAAAAAUGAUUGAAUUUAGAUUGUGGAGAGCAAGAUGGGCAACAUGCUUUUUAUAUUAGCAAAUUAAUGAUAGAGGAUAAUAU
Molecule: messenger RNA, 6432 nt
Organism: Ahaetulla prasina
Lineage: Eukaryota; Metazoa; Chordata; Lepidosauria; Squamata; Colubridae
Gene: ATF7IP
Product: activating transcription factor 7 interacting protein
Exons: 15
Coding region: 258-3611 (1117 amino acids)
Biological process (GO): regulation of DNA-templated transcription
Cellular component (GO): nucleus; transcription regulator complex
Molecular function (GO): protein binding; transcription coregulator activity
Source: RefSeq, a predicted model, not a curated record